Molecule: messenger RNA, 735 nt
Organism: Penicillium robsamsonii
Lineage: Eukaryota; Fungi; Ascomycota; Eurotiomycetes; Eurotiales; Aspergillaceae
Product: Galactose oxidase/kelch beta-propeller
Exons: 1
Coding region: 1-735 (244 amino acids)
Source: RefSeq, a predicted model, not a curated record
AUGGGAGUGGUCAAGGACCGGGCCAGUGCCAGCAGUUGCUUCUCACCGUAUGACCAGUCUAGCGCGUCGAAGGUGGCAUCCAGCCCGUCCUUUCCGCGGAUCGAUUCCCAUAGGCCCACUUUCUUUAUAGCGAUGACGAUCCGCUCUUCCGAUAGGGUGCCUCUGGGGCCGAAGCUAUCACGCAGUGUGUCGGGGAGAAGGAAGGGGCCCUAUGGGAUGACAGUGAUCUGUGCACGGAUCGCUGCGGGGUGGAUGGUGGAGAUAUUGCAGCGAACUGCAAUGAUCGAGAAGCCAUCCUCGAUGGUUGUUGAUGCAGUCGUCGGUAACUUGAUUUCAGGUUAUGCAACACUGCAGAUUUUGGAGAGCCAUUUCGGACAGCUUGAUCUCUGUGAGGCGCAUGUAAAAACCGCGGUCGAGUCUGGCAGCUACUCUAUGCUGACCUUCGUGUUGGAUCGAUGUUCAAUCACCGAGGCCACGCCACCGGUGUUGUUAGCCGCCGCGGCUAAGGGCAGCUUGGAGAUGAUGAAACACCUUCUAAAAUUGGACAAUGCUGUUGUCACCGAAGAUAUUCUGAUUGCAGCAUCAGGAAAUUACGACUGUAACGUUGACAUGCUCAAGGUGCUUUGGAAUUUCGCCCCGCACAUCAAAGUUCCUCCUAGGAUGUUCCUGAAUGUUGAGGAUUCAUUUUUUUUAUUCGAGUGCCACGGUUGUUGGAUUUCUUUUUUCCCGAGUUAA